UUACAAAUAAUUAAGGUUUAUUUUAUUAUUGUUUGGAUGAGUUGAGAUGUUAGCUUUGAAGAUUGGGAUAAAAUAUAUGAAAUGGCUUGCAUAUUAGUUAAAAUUUAGAAAUAUUUUCAUUAAAAAUCAAAGUUUCGAUAACUCACAAUAUGUAUGGGGUUAAUUUGUUGUAAAUAGUUAACUUGGUCAACUCAGUGAACAACCUCCUAAUCCAUCAAUAUUCGAGUGAGAACUGCAAAUCUGAGGUGUUAGAUUCGAGUUACAAUAAACUCCAUGCUUUCUCUUGUAUGUAGUACUUGUCCAACCUUGUGUUGAUGUUGUACGAUUUGUUUUGGCUCGAUAAAGGUCUAGUGCGAUCAAAGAAUAAUGACUAGUGAGCGAUGCGUCGAAGAAGUAGAAAGAAGUUUAGAUGGAUGAAUGCAAAGGAUGGAACUGUGUAAAACUUAGUGAAAAUGAAUGAAAAGUACUUAUUUCAUUAGAAAAAAUUGAGUCUGUCAAUUCCAGAAAGUAAAUCUAUCAGUAAGCAAGAACCAACUAUUCUCAAUCAUAAGGUUCCUGCCAACAAGAUUAAAGCCAUGAUAAAACCAAAGAACACAAGCAGCAUCAGCUAAUCUAAAUUCGUGGGGGGAAGAGAUUCAUUGAAGUAAAUAAUAGUAGAAGAAUACAUCAGAGACCAGGUAUACAUGGAGAAAAAAAAAUCGUUCACUACCCAAUUAAAAGAAGUUCGCCAUUUCUUUCCUCUCUGAACAUGAUUAUACAAAUCCCCUGGGACUUAAAAAAAAAGAAGAUCAAAGUCCAUUCUCAGCAAUUAGUAUCAGAAUUUCCUUUCCUGGGCUUUCCCCCACCCCCUUCAGGAAACAGCCACUCUACAGACAUGAUGGAAGAGAGUUUUCUUACUUAAUCUCAGUGCUCCAAAGCACUGCGAAUGGAGACUGGAGGAUCUACGACGCUGCCUCUCGAUAUAAGAUCAUGAUUCAAGAACAAAACUAUGACUGUUAUGUCGUCGUGGAAAUGGCGCCUCACCUUCUUGUCGAUCUUCCUCAAGUCAGAGUACCUCAUCUCCCUUUUUCUCGCUGCUUCUUGGAGUGCCGCCUUCACCAGUCUCUUCGCGCUCCCCUGCAACAAGGCAAUGAGCUUGCUGUUACGAGGGACAAAACAUGUUUCAUCAUUGGUUCUGAGUCAUGCCAGUUAUAAUACCACAUAGCAAACCUCCAAGCAAAGUUGUGUUCCUAGUUAUAUCUAUGAAGGAGCAGCCAAGGGACGGCCGAGUGCCAUCAAGGAAAAAUGCACAAACGGAACAUCAUCAACAAAGUUAGGGGGUGUACAAUUGUCGGUUUGGUUGGAUUUGACCCUUUUCAACCUACCGACGCAUGAACUUUCAUUUAGCUAACAAGAAAUCAAAACCCUCGUG
Messenger RNA from Linum trigynum, 1411 nucleotides. NCBI's taxonomy places the organism in Eukaryota, Viridiplantae, Streptophyta, Magnoliopsida, Malpighiales, Linaceae. The record is from the annotation of a GenBank genome assembly.